Molecule: messenger RNA, 4056 nt
Organism: Lagopus leucura (white-tailed ptarmigan)
Lineage: Eukaryota; Metazoa; Chordata; Aves; Galliformes; Phasianidae
Gene: ACSBG1
Product: acyl-CoA synthetase bubblegum family member 1
Exons: 14
Coding region: 31-2082 (683 amino acids)
Cellular component (GO): endoplasmic reticulum; membrane
Molecular function (GO): long-chain fatty acid-CoA ligase activity
Source: RefSeq, a predicted model, not a curated record
UUUGUGACCAGCCUCAGAGGGUGUGUCAACAUGCCUAACACUGGGGAGACUCUUAAGAAAAAUCUACAAGAUGAAAAUGGAAGAACGGCUGAUGGACAGCCUGUCUGCAGAGAUUUGCUGGCUGAUUUUGAAGACCAGGAACAAACAGAGUCUUUGUGGACUUCCUUUGCUGAUGGCAGAGUCAGACUGAGGAUAGAUAACUCAUGUCCGCAGACUCCCAUAACAGUUCAUCAGAUGUUCAAGGAGAGCCUCGAAAAAUAUGGAUCUCUUAAUGCUUUGGCCAGCAGAAAGAAUGGAAAGUGGGAGAAGAUAACUUUUUCAGAGUACUAUUGCUUUUCGAGGAAAGCAGCCAAGAGCUUCUUGAAACUUGGUCUUGAGAGAUUCCACAGCGUAGCAAUCCUUGGAUUUAAUUCUCCAGAGUGGUUCAUCUCAGCUGUUGGAGCCGUGUUUGCUGGAGGAAUUGUCACAGGAAUAUACACAACCAAUUCUCCAGAGGCCUGCCACUACAUUGCUUAUGACAGCAAAACCAACAUCGUGGUUGUGGAAAAUCGGAAACAACUGGACAAGAUAAUGCAGAUCUGGAAUCGUUUGCCACACUUGAAAGCUGUUGUGCUAUACAAGGAUUCAGUUUUGGAGAGACACCCAAAUUUGUAUACGAUGGAAGAGUUUCUGAAGCUGGGAGAUGACAUAUCUGAUGCUACUUUAGAUGACAUUAUUAACUCCCAAAAGCCAAAUCAAUGCUGCGUGCUAAUAUAUACAUCAGGAACAACUGGGAAGCCAAAAGGAGCUAUGCUGAGUCAUGACAAUAUAACGUGGACGUCAGCACAUUGCAGCAGAGCAGGAGAUAUGCAACCCGCAGAGGUCCAACAGGAGUCCAUAGUCAGUUAUCUUCCACUCAGCCACAUAGCUGCACAAAUAUACGACCUGUGGACUGGAAUCAAAUGGGGAGAGCAAGUUUAUUUUGCUGAGCCAGAUGCUCUGAAGGGCAGUUUAAUCAACACACUAAAAGAAGUGCAACCAACAUCUCACAUGGGAGUUCCCAGAGUAUGGGAGAAAAUCAUGGAGAAAUUAAAGGAUGCUUCUGCUCAGUCAGGAUUUGUGAAGAAGAAAAUGCUGUCGUGGGCUAUGUCAGUGAGCUUAGAGAGAAACCUGAACUGCUCAAGCAGCAGUGACUUGAAACAGUUUUGGACAAGGCUAGCAGACUACUUGGUGCUUGCUAAAAUACGCAGUGCACUGGGUUUUUCUAGCUGUCAGAAGCAUUUCUGUGGUGCUGCUCCUCUCAAUACAGAAACGCUGUAUUUUUUCUUGGGUCUGAACAUCACCCUGUAUGAAGCCUAUGGCAUGAGUGAGACCACAGGCCCACACUGCCUCUCAGGGCCGUAUAACUACAGGCAGCACAGCUGUGGUAAACCAGUACCUGGCUGCAGAGUGAAAUUAGUGAAUGAAGAUACAGAAGGCAAUGGAGAAAUCUGUUUCUGGGGAAGGACUGUUUUCAUGGGUUAUUUAAACAUGGAAGACAAAACAAAAGAAGCCUUUGAUGAGGAUGGGUGGCUGCAUUCUGGAGAUUUAGGAAAACUAGACAAGGAUGGCUUUCUCUAUGUCACUGGAAGAAUUAAAGAUUUGAUUAUUACAGCUGGAGGUGAAAAUGUGCCUCCCAUUCCAAUUGAAGAUGCUGUUAAAAAAGAACUCCCAAUUGUUAGUAACGCCAUGGUGAUUGGAGAUAAAAAGAAAUUUUUGUCCAUGUUGCUGACCCUAAAGUGCAUCCUGGACCCAGACACAUCGGAUCCCACUGACAUCCUCACUGAACAAGCCAGAGAUUUCUGCCAAAAGAUUGGCAGUAAAGCCACUACAGUAUCAGAGAUUGUAGCGACAAGGGAUCAGGCGAUCUACCAGGCCAUUCAGGAGGGAAUCAACAAAGUCAACAUGAAUGCCACUAAUAGGGUUCAUUGCAUUCAAAAAUGGAUAGUGCUGCCGAGAGACUUCUCUAUUUCUGGGGGAGAACUAGGUCCCACCAUGAAGUUAAAACGGCUCACUGUGCUUAAGAAAUACAAAAAUGAAGUGGACUCCUUCUAUGAAGAGUAAGAAGCCUUUCAUCGGAGCAUUAAGAAAGAUUUGUAAGCUACAGGAAGUAUUUCCUAAUCAAAAUCAUUAAGGAAAACUAAUGCUUGUUUUUAUUUUGCAGUCAUGCACUAGAAAGCUGCUAUGUUAAUUUAGUUAUUCCCAGUACUCACCUGAUAGUUUGUCCUGUUAUGUACAGCGUGCCCAUUCUAUAAUAUGUAUUUUACAUUAUGCCCUAAAUGAGCAAGAUUAAUGAUAUCCUCAUAGGUUGUGUGAAGUGAGUAUAUGUUCUCUAGACUGAAACAGAAAAAACAGUGAUCUGCCCUUAUAAUUUUUUUGUUCUGCAGGAGGUUGCCUGGAGCUUAUGUGGUAAAUGACUAGUUAGCAGUACCUGUUUAGUAAAAUUGUUCUACCACUCUGGAUAUAAAGCUGAUUAGUUUUUAAAAUAACAAUAAUAAAAAAUCCAAGGCCUGUUUUCUUUCAUCCUAGGGAAAAGUGUAUUUCUGUUCACUAGCUCAGCAUUUUGUAACCCUCUUCCACUUCUAUACCAGCUAGACUUUUCUAAAAGCAGCAGGUCAUCAUUUCUUAAAUCCAUGUUGAAAUAAGCAUUACUAUUUCUUCUAAAACCAACACUCAAAGUUGGGAAAACAAUUCCUGAAAAUGGAAAGAUACAAAGUAGGUAAUAUGGGAGCUCUCACCUCAAAGCACAAUUAACACAUUUUAAAUAAGAGUAUUGCAACUCUACUUUCAUGUUUCAAUACUGAUGUUGUUCUAAUGCUGACAAACGGGAGCAUUUCUUCUUUCCCUUAGAAAAUAUAAAUUGCUAUAUGAAGGGUUAAAAGGGCUGCUGAUAGUUCAGUCAGUGGUGGCAGAGAGUUAUAAUGGAUAACAGCUAGGGAGUCUGCAGCCAUCUUUCUUGAUUUAAAACCAACUAACCAUGCAGGGCAGAAUAUUGUUUCAAUGGAAGUUUCACGAUCAGUCUUAAACAUCCUAUAAACUUCAGAGUUUGUUGCAAGUGUCAGCAAUCAGCUUAAUGCAUCAGACAAAGUAGGAGCCUGGGAUUAUCAAGACAACAAGCAGCAGGACUUCAAAAAGUUUAUUUUUUCCCCAUUUUGUGCGUAAUGGUACUGCAAAAGGUCUUAAGAUUAAUCUAGAGGAAACAAGGAAGCAGCAGCUUGUAAAACACAAGGAAAUGAUACCCUAUUCACCAAAAGCAGAGAGCACAAGAAAUAAAGCUUACUGUCCCCCCUCCAACACGUUGUUAGGCUGUACAAAAAAGCUGGGUUGCUUACUUCAUAGAGUUCUGCUAGAAGACAUUAUUCAAAAUAGUUUUGAUUCUGAAAUAACCAGCCUGAACAGCCUCACUAGGAAGUAACCAAGAGGUGUAAUACCCAUAAAUACAAUUGAGCUUUAAGACAUCUGGCUCUGGCAGUAGGUAUAAACUUGUGUUAGCCACGAGUUUUACAAACGUGCAUUUUCUUGAAGGAUAUGCUAAAAGGAGCAUACCCUUAAGAAAUCCAGGUCAGAAUGGCUCAUGAUUACCUGUGUGUGAUGAAGAAGGGAGGGGGAAAAAAAAGAGGUGCUUUGGUGCUUACUAAGCUUAGGAAGCAGGAGAAGAAAAGGUCUCUGAUCCCUGAAUAGGGAUGAAAUGUAUUUCUGGAACGUAGGCACCCAGAGCCAGACCUUCAAUCUGUCUUCAUUCCAUUAGGACUAGUCUUUUACAUUCAGAGUUUAUGGAAUAGAAUCAGUGAGACACACUGAGCAGGCUUCAUAAAAACAAAGUAUAACACAAAAAGCAAUCCAGCAGAAGCCAUGAAAUAUUUUGUAUAAACUGGUGAAGUUAAUAACUUCCCUUCAUAAUACAGAGCAGGAGUGAGUUUUUCUAAUUUACUCUCGUUACAACUCUCUUGUAAAUUAGGCUGUGUUUCAGAAAGGAAAACUUGUAAGAACUAUUUUGAUACAGAUUUGAAAAAUAUCUUUGUUAAUAUCAGUUCUCAC